AUAACUUGCGGACGCGCCGCCCUCCAACCCCUUUCCUUCUACCCCCACGACGAGCCAUGGAUUCCCUCCCAUUAGACACCUCACACCCCGCAGUGCGCGACUAUCUUGCCCUUGUUCGAUUGCAGGUGCAUUAUCUAUCCACAAUUAUCAUUAUCGUCUCAUUAACUCGACCCGGAGGUACUCACACCACUGUCACUGCUGAUCAACAUUGCGUCGGUCGUCGUCUGUGCCUUCGUGAUGAACCCCUCGAUCCAAAAAAUAUCGAGAUUGUACCCCACCCCGGUCUCCCCCCGACCAUCCGUGAUUUCGGUAGGACUUUAACGAAAGGAGUUGGGCUUUCCCUGGUUUUUGCUAAUUGGGUUAUGGCAUUGUGGGCCAUCGCUUGGGUGUUUGAGUGGUUCAUUCUCGCGACUGUGUUUCAGGGCAUUCUGCUUAUCUUGCUCCUGUAUUCUAAUAUCGCGCUGCUCACCUACCAUGCCCCGACGACGCAACGACCCUUCGAUAUGGCUCUCAUUCACGCGCCCUUGCGCUUCUUUUUUGUGGUGCAAUUUGCACUCAUGCUUCCGCUCAAUCUAUUGUGUGUCAAGCUCUACUUCCAAAGAAGCUAUUCGCUCACGCAGUCUAGCAUCGCACUGGGACUGACCUACAUUCCGCUUUACGACGGCACGCCCGCCAACUACAAUGACCAUCAAUGGCCAGCUUUCGGAGUCGUGCUCGGGACUAACAUUAUUACCGUUCUCAUUUUCACCGCACUUCUUCCGCUGGCUUUGGUCGCUUCCUACGUCCGGGCAUAUCUGUAUGAUCGACAAGACUCGCGUCGGGUUGCGCUCGCCGGAGAUGACCACCCCGGUCUGCGUCCUACUAUGCCUUCGAAUGACUCGCAAGUUCAAGGCCCGAGAGAAGUGGAUCCUGAAUCUGUAUGGGGCAAUUGAUAUGCCGGGACAUUUUCACAUUAGUAGGCUACUGGUACGGUUCCCUGGGGAUGCUUUUCUCCGAAUACGACUUGCAUGGCAGCUUCCAAAGCAUCCGGAGUGUAUUCGAACGAGGCGAUGUAGGGAUGAGACAUCAAGCGAGCCUCGUAAGGUGCACAGCUGCCCAAUACAAUGAAAGGCAACGGAUGGCAGGCUGCCAGCCGGUCUAAAACGUCGAGUUGCCACGGAUAUCGGUCCGCAUUCCUCAGCACGAAGAUGACCGCAGUGCUUCCGGUAGGAACGGUGCAGCGGUUAUUCUCUCCGUAGACGAUGUGAUCGCAGGGUGCACGUUUUUCGAUCGACUGGGCGAGAGACAGGAAUGAAGGCCCAGCCGUAUUUCUGACUUUUCCAUCUUGCGUACGAAGCAUGUCGUCAGCGUCAUCAACCGCUUUGUUGAGACUGUCCAUUGGCGGCGUGAAAAGUGUGACCGGUUGGCCAACUUCAAGCGGCCGAAACCCGGACCCGUUCACCAGGGCAGUGGACAGAAAGUAGCUCCUGCGGCUCAGCUCUGCGCUUUCCUUCUUGACCGAUGCCCACUUGGAGGAGAACUCCGGGUCCGUGAAGAGGACAUUGUCCCAGGUGCCUGAAAAUUCAUUCUUCAGCGCAGCAACGCGGGUCUCGUCGAGCGUUAACUGUCCCGAUAUGACGGCCUCGUAAGUGGCCUCCAGUGCCCCAAUCUGCCAGGCCAUCGUAUGGCAGAUCAUAACAAUAUCUGCACCGGCCUGAAGCGCACUGACUGCGCCUUUCUCCACACCACAGGCUCCUUGAGACUGAUUAGAUAUCGCCUCCAUCUCCAGGCAAUCUGUGACCACAACCCCCGAAUGGCCAAGUUCUGUCCGCAGAAUAUCCGUAGUGAAAGUCUUGGAUAAGGAGGCGGGAUCAUGGGCGACCAGGGGGAGAAGAAUAUGAGCAGUCAUGAUGCUCGGGAUUCCUCCAGAGAUGAGGGCUUUGAACGGUGGAAGCUCGUACGAGUCCAGAGCGCUUCUCGGCUUGUUGAUCUGAGGAAGGGCGAGAUGCGAGUCGACUGAUGUAUCACCAUGACCGGGAAAAUGCUUUGCACAAGCAGCAAUGCCACCUCGCGUAAGACCUCGAGCUACGGCAACCGUGAAUGCAGCAACUUGCGACGGAUCUGUGAGGGCGUCAGCCUGAUUGCAGUGUUCCCU
Molecule: messenger RNA, 2134 nt
Organism: Mycena citricolor
Lineage: Eukaryota; Fungi; Basidiomycota; Agaricomycetes; Agaricales; Mycenaceae
Source: the annotation of a GenBank genome assembly